AUGGGGUUCUGGUCACAGCUGCGCCUGUUGUUGUGGAAGAACUUUACACUGCGUAAACGACAGCCAAUAAGAGUUCUCAUAGAAAUUGCCUGGCCUCUGGUUCUGUUUGUGAUUCUGGUUGCUGUUCGCUUCAGACCAGAUGUUCGUCAGGAUAUUCCAGAAUGUCACUAUGAGCCCAAAGCCAUGCCAUCUGCCGGGACCAUGGCAUUUCUGAUGUCAUACCUCUGUGACUUCAAUAAUGACUGCAAGCAGAACCUGAGUACAGAGGAGCCUGGUUCUAUCAACAGUUUUAAUGACUCACUGUUGGUUCGACUAGUGGAUGACCUAGAGAGACUGGCAUCCAGCAAUGGUGACAUGAUAGUCAGACUGGUUAGAGACAUCCCACUGUUGGAGAAGUUCUUGGAGACUGUGGUGAAUGCUUCCAACAAUUUAGGGGAUACGACUCUAAGGCUUGCCGAUGUAUUGUCUAGCAUGGAAAAUCUGACAGAGUCAUUGGCCAGGCACAACAUUAGCUUGUCUGGCAACGCUAUAAAAACCAUGCUUAAUGCCUCACUGGACCUGCCUAAGAUUUAUGGACUGUGUUUGCGGGUAUUUUAUAUAUGGUGUUCUGAAUGUUUCCAGAUUCUUCUGGAAUAUUUUGACUUUGAAAAUGAGACAGAGGCUGCCAGUCUUCACAGUCAAGUUUGUAACAUGAGCCUUGAUGACAUAUCCCAAUUGGUAGAGGCCAUCGCAAUUAAUAUAGACAGAGGCAAACUUGUCAGUCAGGUUAGAGGCAUUUUUCUAAAUCUCACAGAAGUGGCAUUGAGUUCAAAUCUGGACUUUUUGGCAGCCAUUCCACAGCUGAUAGCCGAUUUAACUAAGCUAUACAAUACGAGCGGCUUUCUCCAAGACUUGCCCGAUUUGAUCGCAGCUUUAUCUUCCUCUACCAUGGGCUCUACCAAUGGCAGCUCCUCCAAUAGCAGCUGGAUAUCUGUUCUGGGCAAGUCAUUAUGUGGUGGGAACCGAACAGUUUUUAAUGCAGAUGGCGCCUCUCAGCUCAAUAUUCAGAACAGUCAACAGAUAAUGACAGAGGGGAAUGACAAAAGGAAGGAGUAUGAGGACAAGAAGGAAGACUACGACUUCCAGAAUGAAAAGAUGACCAAAGUUCUCUGGAACCAGUUGGAACCUGUGAUUCUUGGGGUCAUCAACUAUGCUCCUGAAACAGCAGCUACCAAAAGAAUUAUCCAUGAAGCAAACAGAACAUUUGACUCCAUAGGUCAAGUGUUUGCUCUGGUAGACAGCCUCCAUGACUUUCUACCCCAGGUCCAACAGUUUUUGGAGACUAACACCACUGCCAUCAGGGUAAUGACACU
Candidula unifasciata is the source of this 1352-nucleotide messenger RNA. NCBI's taxonomy places the organism in Eukaryota, Metazoa, Mollusca, Gastropoda, Stylommatophora, Geomitridae. The record is from the annotation of a GenBank genome assembly.